Molecule: messenger RNA, 1075 nt
Organism: Ananas comosus (pineapple)
Lineage: Eukaryota; Viridiplantae; Streptophyta; Magnoliopsida; Poales; Bromeliaceae
Product: endoribonuclease Dicer homolog 4-like
Exons: 8
Coding region: 131-1060 (309 amino acids)
Cellular component (GO): cytoplasm
Molecular function (GO): nucleic acid binding; ATP binding
Source: RefSeq, a predicted model, not a curated record
GCUCCUCCUUUUUCUUCGUCGAGUCUCCUCCCACUUCGAGGCGAAGUCUCUCCCAAGUCCACCUCUCUCUCUCUCUCUCUCUCUCUCUCUCCUCCUCGUCCUCCUCGUCCUCCUCCUCCUCCUCUCCGCCAUGGGCGAGAGCUCGAGCUCGAGCUCGAGCUCAGGAGCUCCGACCCCCGUCAAGGAUCCGCGGACGAUCGCUAGGAAGUACCAGUUGGAGCUGUGCAAGAGGGCGGUGGAGAAGAACACGAUCGUGUACCUGGGCACGGGGUGUGGGAAGACGCACAUCGCGGUGCUGCUCAUGUACGAGCUCGGGCACCUCAUUCGCAAGCCGAGCAAGCAGGUCUGCGUCUUCCUCGCUCCCACCGUCCCCCUCGUUCGACAGCAAGCCAUGGUAAUUGAAAAUUCCACUGAUUUCAAAGUUCGGUGCUACCAUGGGCACAGUAAGAAUUUAAAGGACCAUGAUGAUUGGAACAUGGAGAUUGAACUAUCUGAGGUGCUUGUUAUGACCCCACAAAUAUUGCUACAUAAUUUGAGGCAUUGUUUUAUCAGGAUGGAUUUGAUUGUGCUUCUUAUUUUUGACGAGUGUCAUCAUGCACAGGCGCAGACGAGGCAUCCAUAUGCACAAAUAAUGAAGGAAUUUUAUAAAACCAAUGGCAUGAAAGUUCCUCGUAUAUUUGGUAUGACUGCAUCACCUAUCAUUGGAAAAGGUGGGUCCAACCAAUUGACUUACACAAAAUGCAUCAAUAGUCUUGAGAGUUUGCUUCAUGCUGAGGUCUGCACAGUUGAUAAUCUUGAACUUGAAAGUAUAAUUGCUUCUCCAGAUCUUGAGGUCUACUCUUAUGGCCCCAUUGUUCAUACUUCUUCGAGUCUUAUUGUUACUUGCAGUGAGAAACUUGAGAAGCUGAAAGUCCAGUGCAUGUCCCUGCUAAGGGAGAAUUUAUGUGAUUUCAAGGAUCAACAAAAGAAAAUGAAGUUUCUGUUGGGGUUGCACGACAAUCUGUUGUUCUGUUUGCAAAGUGUUGGUCUUUGCGGGGCUCUUCAAGUGAGUGAUAUUUGAUAUUGCAAUUGUUUU